Messenger RNA from Ochotona princeps (American pika), 337 nucleotides. RefSeq names its product KRAB domain-containing protein 4-like. The record is from RefSeq and is a predicted model, not a curated record. NCBI's taxonomy places the organism in Eukaryota, Metazoa, Chordata, Mammalia, Lagomorpha, Ochotonidae. The annotation marks the transcript as partial. Gene Ontology annotation, biological process: regulation of DNA-templated transcription. The transcript is spliced from 4 exons.
GUGUAGCCCUGCAGCCCACCACAUACUUCCAAGACAUGCUUUCAAACACACCUUCAGUGUUGUUGUCAUUCGAAGACGUGGCUGUGGACCUCACCCAGGAGGAAUGGCAGCACAUGAACAAUGCUCAGAAAACUCUGUACAAGGAUGUGAUGCUUGAAACCUAUAGCCAUCUGCUGUCCUUGGGGUUCUGCAUUGCAAAGCCUGAUGUGAUCUUCAAGUUGGAACAAGAAUCAGUGCAUCGGACAGGGGAAAACUCUGUAAACCAGGGUGUUCCAGAGUCCUACAAAAAGAAUGAGCCCCUUGAAGCUAAUCAGGAAAGUAAAGAAAUCAUUUUCAG